AUUUUACCUAGCUGUAGAGGCAGCAGUUGUUCGUAGCAGUAGAAGCAUUGCAUGUUUUUACAGGAGGAGUUGGACGGAUAAACACUACAAAAAAGAGGCAUAAGCCCUUUAAAGGUUGAAAUCCCUUGAAAACAAAGGGUCAGCCAAGAUGGCUAUUAACUGGGGAGUUAAGGCUCUUCUCGGCUGGGUCAACACCUUAAAGCUGUCUGAUCGAGAAAUAUCUAUCGAGGAUUUACAAGAUGGGACAGUCUUGCUUAAAGUUGUUAAUAUGCUGAAAAAGGAGCCCAAGUAUCGUUUCAGUAAUUCCACUGAGGAACGAUUCAAGGUCAUUGCAGACUUUUUGGAAAGGGAUUGCAGAUUUAGUGCAGCCAAGGGCACUUCAUUAUCAUGGGCCAGCAUUAGAGAUGGCUUCAACCUAACAGUAGAAAUUGCAAAGGUGCUUUUGUUGCUCGUUUACCAUGACAUAAUGAAUGACCGCUGCACUCUGAAUGCGUUGGACUGUGAUGUGGAGCAAGAGAUAGCACACCUAACUGGUUCCUUUGUGAUGGAGAGCGAUGGCUGCGUUUAUCUGAGUGAUGGACUUGAUGCCUAUUUGGCAAGGAAACGUUUGCCUGUCCGCUGUGAAAUUUUUCGAUCAGCAACCACCUCUACCUCCAAUGUGUCGACUAUCUCCUCGUUCUCAGAUGACGAGUCCCCCGUCUUCCAUCGCAAAAAGAAAAUCACAUUUGUGGAGAUGCAAACUGUGGCUUCUUCCUCGGUCAGCAAGUCUCCUCUGCAGGAUAUCAUGAACACACCUAAAUUUCAGUUGAGGAAAGUGCAGCGACAGAUGAUCAAGGAGAGAGACUACAGAGACGGGUUGGAGAGGGAGCUGGCCAGCAAGCUUGCACUUAUUGCAGAGAGAGAGUCCCAUAUUAACCAGCUGCAGUACCGCCUGGAUAAGCUGAAAGAAGAGCAAAGUGAUCAGGAGCAGGUUAUCAGGGAACAAAUCAAUGAGCUUGAGACCAAGAACGACAUGUUGCAAACACGUCUUAAUGAGAUGUUAAAGCAGAAUAAAGACCUCAAGAGUAACUCCUCACUUAUGGAGCGCAAAGUGGAUGAGCUGUCAGAUGAAAACGGUGUGCUUGCAUCGCAGGUGAGAACAGUGUCUUCACAGCUGGCCAUCUUUGAGGCAGAAGUUAGCAGGCUGACAGAGACCCAAGCAUUUGCCCAGGAGGAGUGGAGAAGCAAAACAGGCCACUUACAGUCCGAACUUGACCAAGCUACUGCUCAAAAGGAGCUACUGACUGAACAAAUUCAGAUCCUCCAGGGAAAGAUUUCCUGUUUGGAGGAUGAAAUAAGCAGGGCCACUAAGGAGGAAGUAGGGGAGAAUAUGGGGCCUGUAAUGGAGCAAGAAAUGUUGACCAGUUUGAAGAUUGAGCUGGAGAACACAUUUUGCUCCCUGAAACAGGCUGAGGUAGAGGUGGUGGCCAAAACACAGCAGCUGGCAGAGUAUCAACAAGAAAUUAAUCAACAGAAAGAGCUCCUGAAACAGCAGGAGUCCCAAACUGAAGAAAUGAUUCAAGCCAAGGAUGAAAUUCUAAACAAACUGCAAAAGGAGAUUGUUGAGCAGAGAGUAGCCCUUCAACAAGAGAUCCAGGAUCUUAAGAUUCAGCUUGAGCAAGCUGAGCAGCAGAAGGCUGAGCAGAUGAGCAGACUACAGCAGCACAUUACUGCUUGUGAACAAGAAGUUGAAAAACUAAAGGAAAUUAAGAAAGAAAAGGAAGACCUUCUCUCCCAGACUGAAGAAAAUUUGAAAGAUCUCAAGACAAAAUUAUCUGCUGCUAGUUCCCUCUUAGCUGAUAAAGACAAACAAAUUGACAGCCUUAAAGGAGAAGCUGACAUUCUUAAAGAUGAAACCAAAAACAGCAAAAAUGAAAUUCAAGCCAAAGAGGAAAUGCUUGCCAAAUUACUUCUGGAGAAGUCUCAUGAGCAAGACAUUUUUCAGAAUAAAAUCCAGACCUUAACAGACCAAGUAGAAGACCUUAGCUCGUCUCUCAAACAGGCUCAGCAGGAAAUUCAAUUUAAGCAAGACCAACUGACCAAAACCCAACAAGAGAAUGUCCAACAAAGGGAAGUACUCCAACAACAGAUUGUAACCUGUGAAGAGGAGAUUCAGAGGUUAAAAGAAGAGAUACAAGAAAGAAACGAGCAGCUUGUUCUUCUAAAGAAUGACAGCUCUCGACACUCUGAAUUGUUGGAGCAAGAGAUAACAGGUCUAAAAUGCCAACUAGAAAGUUUAAAUGACUCUCUCAGAAAGGCUGAGGGACAAGUUCAGGCUCAGAAGGUCAUGCUUACAAACCAGGAGCAGCAAAAUGCUCAUCAGACCGAGGUCCUGCAGCAACAACUUUCUGCUUCUGAAGAGAGGGUGAGGAGCAUGAAGGAGGAGAUCCAGGCUAAAGAGGAACAGAUGGACAUGUUGAAAAAUCAAAGUUCAGAGCAGUCAGAACUCCUACAUGAAAAGCUCCAAGAUUUAAAGAAACAGGUUGAGUGUCUCAGUUCCUCACUGAAGAAUGCUGAGGAGAAGUUGCAGUCCAAGGAAAACCUGUUUGCUGAACAGCAACUACAGAGGACUCAGGAUAUGGAGGCUCUCCAGGUGCAGAUGGUGGCAUCUCAGGAGGAGGUGAAGAGGCUCAAUGCAGAGAUUCACGCUAAGGAGGAGCAAUUAGUUCUGCUAAAGCAUGACACCUCUACACACUCUGAAUUACUACAGAAAGAGAUUGAAAGUCUGAAUAAACAAAUAAGUACUAUGAGCAGUUCCCUUGAGAUCGCCAAGGACCAAGCCCAAGCCAAAGAAGAUGCGAUGGCCAAUCAGAAGCAGGAGAGUGCUUUGCAGAUUGAGGCGCUUGGAAAACACAGUGCAGAUCUUGAGAAGGAGGUUAAUCGGCUGAAGGAGGAGAUUCAAACUAAAGAAUGUGAGGCAGACCUGUUGAAGGCUGAGAGCUGCAAAGAGUCACAAGUGCUGCAGAAGGAGAUCCAAACUCUUAAAGACCAAGUAGAAAGUUUGAACGAAUCCCUGAAGACUACAACAGAACAGGUUCAGGUUAAAGAAAACCUGCUGACUCAAAAGGAAAUGGAGAUUUCUCAGGAAACAGAAAAAUUUCAAAACAUGAUGGCAGCCUCUGAAGAGGAGAUUCGAGGCCUUAAGGAGCAGAUCCAGGCUAAAGAGGAACAGAUGGACUUGUUGAAAAAUCAAAGUUCAGAGCAGUCAGAACUCCUACAUCAAGAGCUACAGGAUUUAAAGAAACAGGUUGAGUGUCUCAGUUCCUCACUGAAGAAUGCCGAGGAGAAGUUGCAGUCCAAGGAAAACCUGUUUGCUGAACAGCAACUACAGAGGACUCAGGAUAUGGAGGCUCUCCAGGUGCAGAUGGUGGCAUCUCAAGAGGAGGUGAAGAGGCUCAAUGCAGAGAUUCACGCUAAGGAGGAGCAAUUAGUUCUGCUAAAGCAUGACACCUCUACACACUCUGAAUUACUACAGAAAGAGAUUGAAAAUCUGAAUAAACAAAUAAGUACUAUGAGCAGUUCCCUUGAGAUCGCCAAGGACCAAGCCCAAGCCAAAGAAGAUGCGAUGGCCAAUCAGAAGCAGGAGAGUGCUUUGCAGAUUGAGGCGCUUGGAAAACACAGUGCAGAUCUUGAGGAGGAGGUUAAUCGGCUGAAGGAGGAGAUUCAAACUAAAGAAUGUGAGGCAGACCUGUUGAAGGCUGAGAGCUGCAAAGAGUCACAAGUGCUGCAGAAGGAGAUCCAGACUCUUAAAGACCAAGUAGAAAGUUUGAACGAAUCCCUGAAGACUACAACAGAACAGGUUCAGGCUAAAGAAAACCUGCUGACUCAAAAGGAAAUGGAGAUUUCUCAGGAAACAGAGAAAUUUCAAAACAUGACAGCAGCCUCUGAAGAGGAGAUUCGAGGGCUUAAGGAGCAGAUCCAGGCUAAAGAGGAAGAGCUGAUCACACAAAGAAAAGAGGGCUCCAUACAUUCUGACAUACUACAGCAAGAGAUCAAAUGUCUCAAAAACCAACUUGCUGAUAUGGGUGACUCUCUCACAAAGGCUGAGGAGAAGGUUCAGACUCACCUGGUUAUGCUCACCAAUCAGGAGCAGGAAAGUGCCCAUCAGAAGGAGCUUCUGCAGCAACAACUCUCAACUUCUGAGGAAGAGGUGAGGAAAAUGAAAGAGGAGAUCCGAGCUAAAGAGGAACAAAUAAUACUGCUGAAGACCGACAGCUCAGAGCAGUCUGAUUUGCGACAGCAAGAGAUCCAAAGUUUAAAGACACAAGUGGAGACUCUUGGCUCCUCACUGAGGAAGGCUGAGGAGGAUAUGAAAUCCAAGGAACAUCUGUUGGCUCAACAAGAGCAAGAAAAUGCUCAACAGAGGGACGCUCUCAAAAACCUACAGGAGAAAGUCGAACAAGUAGAGAUUCUGAAUAAACAGAUUUCUUUACGGGAAGAAGAGAUUCAAAAGCUAAAAGAGUCUCAGAGUGAGAAUGAAAACCUCCUCCUCAAGGCUGAGGAGAAACUGCAGACACUUCAAGCAGAGCUGACUGCAGUCAACACACUCAUAACCGAUAAAGACCAAAGUUUGAACACUCUCAGAGAGGAGGUAGCUGCCCAAGCUAACUUGGUUCACAGAGCCAAAGAGGAAGCUGAGGCCAAUGAGAAAAUGCUGGCUAAGAUAAAGGAGGAGAGCUCCAACCAGACAGAUGCUCUUCACCAUGAGAUCCAGGAUCUGAAAGGGGAACUGAAAACCACUUCUUUGAAUCUUCAGGCUAAAGAGCAGAUGUUACUUGAAACUCAGAAGGAGUCCGCUGAGCAGAUAGACCUCCUCCAGCAUCAGCUUGCCUCUGUAAAUGCAGAGCUGAACCAACACAAAGAGACACAAGCUGCAGACCUAAAACUGAAAGAGGCUGCACAGGACGCCACUUUUAGGGAGAAGGAAGCACUUGCUCAGGAAAAGGAAGCGCUCAUGGCCAGGAUACUCCAGGCGGAAAACAAUCAGAAAGCUCUGGAGAAACAACUUGAAGGCAUGGUGUUUGAAAAGGAGAGACUUGCUCAAGCCAAACAGGCUGUAGAGAGAGAGAACACAGCGUCCCACAAACUGGAAUCUUGGCUACGGCAGGAGGUGGAAAUAUUAAAAACGGAGAAAGAGAAACUCUUGAGAGUAAAAGCCGAAGAAAUUGAGAUGCUAAAGAGAGAUCUGCAGGAACAGCUCUCUGCUAAAUCUGAGGCUGCAGAACACUACAAGGCACAGAUGGAGAAGGCAAUGAGUCAUUACAAUGUCAAGAAGCAGCUUCUCCAGGAGAGCCAAGAGGAGGUGGCUGAACUCAAGCGUUCCUUAGAGGUUAAAGAGCGUGAAGUGAAGGCUACUACCAUGGAAAACAAACUGCUUCAGAUGGAGUUGGACAAGGCCCAAACCAGUGAGAAGGCACUUUUGAACAGGGUGGGCAGUUUGGAGGCACAGCUUGUCUAUGCUGACCGUAGCCUGCGGGCACAGAAUAAGAUUCAUGGUAAUGAAGGAAGUGCUACAGAGUCUGCUUACCUGGAGGUUCCCAAUGCUCACUCAAGUGUUCACACUAGAGCACAGGUGAAGAGAACUAUGAGCUCUGACAGCCUGGACCAGAGCUCUCUGGAGGACUCUCUGAACAGCACAAGGAAACUUUCGGCGCCUGAUGAAUCAAGCACACCACUUGUUCGCAGUUCAGAGCGCUUGGCAGCCAAACGCCGGGGUCUCAAGGCCGAGUCCUUGGAAACCCUGUACUUUACACCAAUAAACAACAGACAGGUCAACAGGACCAGCACAGAGCUCAAAAUGGAACCGGAUUCAGUCCUGAAAAAUCCGACUUCAUCUGUCAAGCGACGCAGAACCACGCAGGUUAUUAACAUCACCAUGACCAAGAAAACCCCAGGUGGCUGUGAACAUGAUGAGACUUUCUACAGCCUGGCCUCAGCUCGCUCCCAGCCGAACCUCUCCAGUGCCCACUCUGCACGACCCGUGUCUUUGGAGCUGUUUGAUACACCUGGAAGAAUGACCGGUGCUGCCAGCAACCAACUCAUGGGCCUUCCAGGGUACAGACGGAGCACGGUGCAUUCACAGACUGCUAGUACGUUCUGCGCAGGGGCAGAGAACGAGCCCGAUGGUGCAUCUGACGAUUGGAUGAGGAUUGCGGAGCUCCAGUCCAGGAACAAGGCCUGCCUUCCUCAUCUUAAGAGCAGCUACCCUGUGGAGUCUGAGACUGGCCGUGGCGGUGCGUUCGUUUUCACAGACGAAGAACUGCGCACCGGUGACCCUUCUGACACAAUCCGUCGGGCAUCCAUGAUGCCUGGCCAGCUGCAAGAAUCUCUUGCCUCCCAUCGACGGUCCUUCAUGGUGGGACAGACAGGUGCCGCUGCUGGUACACGUUCUCAUCGUCUGUCCUUAAUGCCAGGCCAACUGCCAUCAAGAACUGUCAGCUCCUCUCAGGUCAGAAGCCCGAAAGGCACAAAGCGGACUUCAUCUACUGCGUCUGUACAUCAGACUUCACCUGAGAAAAAGCCAAGGGCCAGCUGUUUCCCACGUCCACUCACCCCCAAAAAUAAAAAUGUACUCAGCGAACCUUAUCUUCAGCCUGCCCACAGUCCAGCUGAUCGGAGGCAGUCUAUGAUGUUUACUAUUGACAACACGCCUAAAAACAGCAACUACCUUAAGAAAGGCCUGAACAAACUGCGUGGCUCCACCCGGAAAUCCCCAGGCAAAAGUUUAAAGAAGUCGCCUGCUAACGCAUCUGCACGCAAGGGCCAGGAAAACAUUCGCUCAGGGAAUACUCGUACUGGAACAGUACGAGCAGACAGAGCUGGCAGCUUGAAGUCUCCUGGACUGACGGCCAGUGCUCGCAAGAUGAUGAGCAGGAUGAAGGUGUGAGGUAUGCCUCCCAAAUUGGAGUUACGAUCGUCUACAGUUCGACUUAAUUAUACUGUUUUUUCUUUUUCUUCUUCUUUUGACAAUUUCACUUUUAAGAUUGUCCUUAAGGGUUUUUUUUUCUUUUUUUUCUACAAUCUCUUUGUAAUAUAUUUACAUGUUUAUCAAUAAAAAUAUUUUAAAUGACA
Molecule: messenger RNA, 7110 nt
Organism: Epinephelus fuscoguttatus (brown-marbled grouper)
Lineage: Eukaryota; Metazoa; Chordata; Actinopteri; Perciformes; Serranidae
Gene: numa1
Product: nuclear mitotic apparatus protein 1
Exons: 25
Coding region: 149-6925 (2258 amino acids)
Biological process (GO): establishment of mitotic spindle orientation
Cellular component (GO): centrosome; spindle microtubule; spindle pole
Molecular function (GO): microtubule binding
Source: RefSeq, a predicted model, not a curated record